UGAAGCUACGCUCCAGCGCGUGAAACUCUUUCUGCGGAUUAGGCGAAACUGAAACUCUUUCGUCUUCUUCGUACUUCACUCCUUCCUUCACUCCCUUCUCUCUAUCUCUUUCUUUCUCUCUCCCUCUCUCUACUUUCAGGGUUUAGUUGAAAUACCCAGUAUGAAUGCAGUAACGCUCUCUAAUACAUUACAGCUAAACUAUCCCAUUUUCAAAACCCAGUUUCAGUUUCCAUCAAGACCCAGUUUUUCGAAACCCUCCUCGACCCGCCGGAGAAGCUUCAGACGCUUGAUUCGACGGUCGUCUAUGGUGGUUGAGACGGGUGUGGAAGAUUCAAGCCGAACUGUCUCUGAGGAAGACGACGAACCGGAAAUCCCUUCGUCCCCAGCUGAGUCUGUAGCUCGACGCCUUAUUCUCCUUCGCCACGCCAAGAGUUCAUGGCGUGACCGUUCGCUACGAGAUCAUGAUCGGCCUCUGAGUAAAACAGGGAAAUCUGAUGCUAUCAACGUAGCUCAUAAGCUUCAAGAAUUGGGUUGGGUUCCUCAACUUAUUUUGUCUAGUAAUGCAUUGAGAACUAGGGAGACGCUUAAGAUUAUGCAGGAAGAAGUUGAAGGGUUCUUGGAAGCCCAAGUACGAUAUGUUUCAAGCUUUUAUUCAGUUGCAGCCAUGGAUGGACAGACUGCUGAGCACCUUCAACAAGUUAUCUGUAGAUAUUCAAGUGAUGAAAUACUUACUGUUAUGUGCAUGGGACAUAAUAAGGGUUGGGAAGAGGCGGCCUCAAUGUUCACUGGUGCCUCCAUAGAACUAAAGACAUGCAAUGCUGCUUUGCUUGAAACCACUGGGAAAUCUUGGACUGAGGCAUUUGCUUUGGCAGGGCUUGGUGGGUGGAAGUUGCAGGGCAUAGUAAAACCAAGUAGCUAGUAGUCCUUGAAAUAACUAUAUAAAUUUUUAGUACUAACACCAUAACCAAAAAUCUUGCCCCUUGACACAUCUCUAGCACUCGGAAGUUCAGAUCAAUGCUUUGCAUCCUUAAUAAUUCUUCUUGCUGAUAAUUCCCCUCCCGGAGAGUUCUGAAAAUGACAAGCAUCUACACUUGACUAGCAAUUUGCACAGACGGGCGCCAGUACAUUGUUGUCGAAAUUUAUUCGAACACGCCAGAGAGUCUUUUGUAUUGCUGUUGGUGAAUUUUUCCUUCUGGAAAUCUCAAUUAAAACUUGGCAAGGCUGAUAGUAGAAAUACAAGAGCUGGAACUGUGUGCUCGUUCUUUGGUCUAUUUUGGCCGUUGUAAAAAGUACACAAGAUAGCCAACUGUAAAAGAUACUAAGUCAUCAUUGAGAAUUUUAUCAUCUUAAUUCAAUUUUAUUAUUGUUAUAAUUGUCUGCUAA
Humulus lupulus (European hop) is the source of this 1383-nucleotide messenger RNA. RefSeq lists its product as uncharacterized. Lineage: Eukaryota; Viridiplantae; Streptophyta; Magnoliopsida; Rosales; Cannabaceae. The transcript has 5 exons. Bases 161 to 919 code for a protein of 252 amino acids. The record is from RefSeq and is a predicted model, not a curated record.